Molecule: messenger RNA, 2180 nt
Organism: Setaria italica (foxtail millet)
Lineage: Eukaryota; Viridiplantae; Streptophyta; Magnoliopsida; Poales; Poaceae
Product: 3-ketoacyl-CoA synthase 20
Exons: 2
Coding region: 281-1885 (534 amino acids)
Biological process (GO): fatty acid biosynthetic process
Cellular component (GO): membrane
Molecular function (GO): acyltransferase activity, transferring groups other than amino-acyl groups
Source: RefSeq, a predicted model, not a curated record
CGUCUUAAUGGUCGCUCCGGUGGUUGCACCCACCCAACCCAUUCACCCCGGCGUCGCCCCCGGCCGUGCCCGCCAGGUCUUCCUCUUCCUCAUCCAUCCUCCACCGCCGGCGACCCCUAUAUAUUCGCGCCCAACCUCCCCGCCCCACCUUCCAAGCCCACCCACACCCACUCUCCCUCUCCUCAACUCCGAGUUCUCGACGCCGCGCAGCACCCCGCCGCUCAGCUAGUAGCCUCGCCCAUCACCCUUGCUACCUCGCCGCGCCACGCCGCCAGGCACCAUGAGCGCCGCCCAGCAAGCAGAACCGACCACCUCUCCCGCCUCCCCCACCCCCGCCGGCGCCGGCAGCACCACGGUAAUCAAGAACGCCCGGCACCGCCCGAGCGCGCUCAAACUCUGCUACCACGUUGCCAUCUCCAACCUCCCGUACCUCCUCCUGGCCCCCUUCGCGGCGGCCCUCUUCGUCCGCCUCUCCCGGCACUCCCCCGCCGACCUCGCCGCCGCGCUCACCUCCAACCCACCCCUCACCGCCGCCCUCGCCGCGCUCGCCGCCGUCCUCGUCACCAUCUACCUCGCGCGCCGCCCGCGGGCCGUCUACCUCCUCGACUUCGCGUGCUACAAACCCGGCCCGGAGCACGUGGUGACCCGGGAGACGUUCAUGCGGCAGUCGACGGCGGCGGGGGUGUUCACGGGCGACAACCUGGCGUUCCAGCGGAAGAUCCUGGAGCGGUCGGGGCUCGGGCAGGAGACCUACUUCCCCCGGGCCGUGCUCAACGCGCCGCCCAACCCGUGCAUGGCGGAGGCGCGAGCGGAGGCCGAGGCCGUCAUGUUCGGCGCCAUCGACCAGGUGCUGGCAAAGACGGGCGUCCGGGCGCGCGACAUCGGGGUCGUGGUCGUCAACUGCAGCCUCUUCAACCCGACGCCGUCGCUGUCGGCGAUGAUCGUCAACCAUUACAAGCUGCGCGGGAACGUCGCCAGCUAUAACCUCGGCGGCAUGGGGUGCAGCGCCGGGCUCAUCUCCAUCGACCUCGCCAAGCAGCUGCUCCAGGUGCACCGGAACACGUACGCGCUGGUGGUGAGCAUGGAGAACAUCACGCUCAACUGGUACUGGGGCAACAACCGCUCCAUGCUCAUGUCCAACUGCCUCUUCCGGAUGGGCGGCGCCGCCGUGCUCCUCACGAACCGCGGCGGCGCGGACCGGCGCCGCGCCAAGUACCAGCUGAUGCACACGGUCCGCACCCACCACGGCGCCGACGACCGCGCCUACCGCUGCGUGUUCCAGGAGGAGGACGAGACCGGUCGCGUCGGCGUGGCGCUCUCCAAGGACCUCAUGGCCGUCGCCGGCGAGGCCCUCAAGACCAACAUCACCACGCUGGGGCCCCUCGUCCUCCCCAUGUCGGAGCAGAUCCUCUUCCUCGCCUCCCUCGUGGGGCGCAAGGUGUUCGGGCUCCGGUCACUCAAGCCCUACAUCCCGGACUUCAAGAUGGCGUUCGAGCACUUCUGCAUCCACGCCGGGGGCCGGGCCGUGCUCGACACCAUCGAGAAGAACCUCGAGCUCAGCGCGUGGCACAUGGAGCCGUCGCGGAUGACGCUGUACCGGUGGGGGAACACCUCCAGCAGCUCGCUGUGGUACGAGCUCGCGUACACGGAGGCGCAGGGGCGGGUGCGGCGGGGACACCGGGCGUGGCAGAUCGCGUUCGGGUCCGGGUUCAAGUGCAACAGCGCCGUGUGGAGGGCGCUGCGGACCAUCGACCCGGCGAAGGAGAAGGUUGGGAACCCGUGGGUGGAGGAGAUACACAGGUUCCCCGUCGAGGUGCCCAAGGUGGAGAGCGUCGUCGUCGCGCCGGCGGCGGCGGCGGCGGCGGCGGCGGCGGCCGAAUCGUGAGGAGCGUGGAGCAUGCGGCUCUUGUAUUUGAAUUUGGAAAAAAACAUGUGGAAUUAUAAAAGUGUAUGUUGAUUUGAGUUGAGCGUGGGGUUAGGUUUGUAAACAUACAAGAACGAAAUUUGGUGGUUGGUUGGUUGGAGAUGUAUGUAGCUGACAUGUAUGUGUUGGAGCUUCGAUAGGAAGCAAAAAAGUAAACCUGAUGUUGAUUCUUUGCGUUGGGUCGGGUUAAUUUGGCGUUGGGGGAAAUAAGGAAUGCAAAAUUGUAUAAAAACUCGAAACUGAUUGUGUACCAUUA